AUGGUUGCAUCAUUUGAGACCCAUUCAGCAUCAACAACAUUAGAUGAUAUUAUAAAUGAACUCAAAUUCACCUAUGACUCUUCUAUCGGUAUACUAGAUGGAGAGGCCAUUAGAGAGAUUCCAAGUUUGAAUGUUUUACGAAAUGUGAGCAAAUUGAUUGCCAAUCUAUCUAAAGAUUUGGAUGAUGUUGAAAAAGUUGAUUCCGAAGUAUUGAAUAAAAUCAAUAAUAAAUUAAAUAUAACAGAUGAAAAAGAUGAUAAGACUCAGGAUAACGAGGAAAAUGGAAUUUACAAUGAUCACGAUAUUUCUCCUGAUUUCGAAAAACAAACUAAUCUCAAGCGCUCAGCAGAAAAUGAUCUCGACCUUGACGAUGACGAAAGCAUACCGUUAGCAAAAAGACGUAAGCCCGCUCCUUCAAAAGUUAAACUAGAGGAAGACGAAGAAGAAGAAAAGCUGUCUGCCGUAACAAGUCAAUCAAAACCUUCACUCGAUGAAAAGUUAAAUAAUCAAUCAAUUGUUGAAAAUGAAGGGUCCUUGACCAUAGCAUCAGACACCAAUGGCGACGAAUCAAAUAGAGUGAAUUCUAAGGAUGACCCUGUUCCACCGGUACAACAAGGGUCUUUCACUCAGGAAAACGAUACAAGGUUGAAAAAUCCGAAAUCUGAGUUUGUGACUUCUCAAACUUUGCCAGCAGAAGCUAUCGCAGAACUUGGAUUGUAUUCAGAAGAUAAUCAAGGCUUGGAGACCCACGGAAAAGAAUAUUUGAAGAAAAAGUUUGGGGUGGCGUCCUAUCCUGAGCGUGACCUACAAGAUAUGCUCCCCGGUGAAAUACCUAAUAUUGAUUUUUCCAAAAAUAAAGCUCCAUCUAAUCAAGUCCAGUUUACUACUUUCCAGUCCUAUAUCGAAUCUUAUUUCAGACAAUUCUCUAAUGAGGAUACCGCCUUUUUACAAGAAAAGUAUAUAAUACCGCCAACCUUUGAAAAGACAGAUUAUGAUCCUAAUGUUACUCCAUAUUUAAUACCUAAGCUAGGUGCAUUUUACGCAGACCUUUGGUCCGACGAAGACACUUCUCUAGCUGCGAAACUAAACUCACCUGCAUUUCAACAACCUCCGAUAGAUACUUAUAAGGCCAAAGGUUCAAUUGACUCAUUAAGCGAUGACAAAUUAUACACUGAGGACGUUUCAUGUGGGCCGCUCUCAAGUAGACUUUUAUCCGCCAUUUUAAGUGUUAAAGAAGCAGAGGAAGAGGAAGAUAAUGAUAAAGAGAAUGCAGAAUCAAAUUCCUUGAAGAAGGAAAACCACUAUGACGUUAAUGGUGACGGGUUAUCCAAUUGGAAGCCUAUUGCAGAAGAAGACGUUGCCUCAAGACUUAAUAGCGGGGAAGACUAUAAAGUAUCAACUGAAGUAAGUGAUUUCCAUUCUAUCGAGGAACGUUUGAAACGUGAAUUGAAGUACAUUGGUAUUUUUAUGAAUCUUCCUGACUCUUCAAGUAGCGAUACUCUUGAAAAUGGAACUGUUAGUAUUAUCGACAGUGAUGAGUGGGUGAAAAACAAAGAAGAUGAUGAAGUAUGUACUGAAAUUAGAGCUUUGCAAAAAGAGUUGAAGGAAUCUUCAACGAAAAAUAGAAAGUUCAAAAAGAGAUUGAUACCAAUUGUUGAAGAGCAAAUAGCUUACCAGGAGUACUGUACAAUUUUGGAUGACUUGGACAAGCAAGUUGAUCAAGCAUAUAUUAAAAGAUUAAAGGCCAAGAGCAAAAAGAAGAAGCACACUGAUCCUACACCACAACAGCAGGCCGUUAAUAACGGAUUAAGAGUUUUACUUGAUAAAAGAAAGAGAUGGAUUGAAAAUAUUGGUAAGCUUUUCCCACCUGCAGAAAUAAUGAAGAGGGUUCCAAACGAAUCAGUUUUCCAGGAUUUAGAGCAAUCGGAUGACGAGGAAGCUGAAGGCGAUGAAGAUGUUGAAAAUGAUACCGAUGCUUUAAUACAAAAAUAA
Messenger RNA from Hyphopichia burtonii NRRL Y-1933, 1992 nucleotides. It is a transcript of the gene NGG1, whose product is annotated as histone acetyltransferase. Gene Ontology annotation, biological process: regulation of transcription by RNA polymerase II. The record is from RefSeq and is a predicted model, not a curated record. Gene Ontology annotation, cellular component: SAGA complex. Lineage: Eukaryota; Fungi; Ascomycota; Pichiomycetes; Serinales; Debaryomycetaceae. The transcript is spliced from 2 exons. The coding region runs from base 1 to 1992 and encodes 663 amino acids. Gene Ontology annotation, molecular function: transcription coactivator activity.